AUGAACCUCACCUGGAAAAAGGGCUUCUACAAGCAGGACGUCAACAAGACCGCCUGGGAGCUGCCCAAGACCUACGUGUCCCUGAUGCACGUAGGCAGCGGGGCGUACGGCGCCGUGUGCUCAGCCAUCGACAAGCAGUCAGGGGAGAAGGUGGCCAUCAAGAAACUGAGCCGGCCCUUCCAGUCUGAGAUCUUUGCCAAGCGGGCCUAUCGCGAGCUGCUGCUGCUGAAGCACAUGCAGCAUGAGAACGUCAUCGGACUCCUGGAUGCCUUCACCUCAGCCUCUUCCCUGCGCAACUUUCAUGAUUUCUACCUGGUGAUGCCCUUCAUGCAGACGGACCUGCAGAAGAUCAUGGGAAUGGAGUUCGGUGAGGACAAGAUCCAGUACCUGGUGUAUCAGAUGCUCAAAGGUCUUAAGUACAUCCACUCAGCUGGGGUCAUCCACAGGGACCUGAAACCAGGCAACCUUGCUGUGAAUGAGGAUUGUGAGCUGAAGAUUUUGGAUUUUGGGUUGGCACGGCAUGCAGAUGCAGAGAUGACUGGCUAUGUGGUGACCCGCUGGUACCGGGCCCCUGAGGUGAUCCUCAGCUGGAUGCGCUACAACCAGACUGUGGACAUCUGGUCUGUGGGCUGUAUCAUGGCAGAGAUGCUGACGGGGAAAACUCUGUUCAAGGGGAAAGAUUACCUGGACCAGCUGACGCAGAUCCUGAAAGUGACGGGGGUGCCGGACGCCGAGUUUGUGCAGAAGUUGAAUGACAAAGCGGCCAAAUCCUACAUCCAGUCCCUGCCACAAAACCCCAAGAAGGAUUUCUCUCUGCUCUUCCCGCGUGCCAGCCCCCAGGCUGCAGACCUGCUGGAGAAGAUGCUGGAGCUGGACGUACACAAGCGCCUGACUGCCUCUCAGGCCCUCACCCACCCCUUCUUUGAAUCCUGCCGGGACCCUGAGGAGGAAACAGAGGCCCAGCAGCCAUUUGAUGAUUUCUUAGAACAGGAGGAGCUCACAGUGGAUGAAUGGAAGCAUCACAUUUACAAGGAGAUUGUGAACUUCAGCCCCAUCGCCCGGAAGGACUCUCGGCGCCGGAGUGGCAUGAAGCUGCAGUGA
Molecule: messenger RNA, 1101 nt
Organism: Mesoplodon densirostris (Blainville's beaked whale)
Lineage: Eukaryota; Metazoa; Chordata; Mammalia; Artiodactyla; Ziphiidae
Gene: MAPK13
Product: mitogen-activated protein kinase 13
Exons: 12
Coding region: 1-1101 (366 amino acids)
Biological process (GO): protein phosphorylation; intracellular signal transduction
Cellular component (GO): nucleus; cytoplasm
Molecular function (GO): MAP kinase activity; ATP binding
Source: RefSeq, a predicted model, not a curated record